AUGCUUGGUAUACUUAUUUUGCAGACAACUACUUUGAAUAGCUUAAAGAGAAAGGUCAAUCGACCUGCGCCAGCCGCUAGACCACCGGGUCCCCUUAAUGAAUUUAUAUCAUCGCAUCGUGGUCAGAUAGAUAACCGUGGCUUGUCCGCAAGGAGUGCUGGCAGUGCAAAAAAUUGCAGUAGCGAUUUUGGUGGGUCGCAGUCGUCGCCGAUACGAGGAAUUGGAUGUAAUGUGACUGAAAGCUAUAGUAAGGAUACCGAUCUUCUGGCACACGCAGCUUCUGCUCUCCGUAGGUUACAUUUCAAAUCAGCUGGUGGAAGUCGCAGCUGUCGCACCGUACCAAAAGUCACUGAAUUAAUUCAAUGUGGUUGA
Molecule: messenger RNA, 372 nt
Organism: Cotesia congregata
Lineage: Eukaryota; Metazoa; Arthropoda; Insecta; Hymenoptera; Braconidae
Source: the annotation of a GenBank genome assembly